This is a messenger RNA of Cinclus cinclus, 330 nucleotides long. Its product is annotated as guanylin-like. The record is from RefSeq and is a predicted model, not a curated record. NCBI's taxonomy places the organism in Eukaryota, Metazoa, Chordata, Aves, Passeriformes, Cinclidae. The transcript is spliced from 3 exons. Gene Ontology annotation, cellular component: extracellular region. Bases 1 to 330 code for a protein of 109 amino acids. Gene Ontology annotation, molecular function: guanylate cyclase activator activity.
AUGAAAAGCUUUCUUUCCUGGACAGUCCUGGCAGUCCUUGCCCUGGUGCAUGUCUCCCAGGCAGUCUAUAUUCAGGAUGGAGACUUGAAAUUCCCCCUGGAGUCUGUGAAGAAGCUGAAGGAGCUCAUGGAUGGGAACAGACACAUCAACCCUCGCAUGAUGGUUCCUAUGGCCAGCUAUUCCCCAUGCCAAGAAAAACACCUCCCUGAGGAAUUCCAGCCUGUGUGCAAGAGGGAAGAUGCACCAAUGAUUUUUAGGAGGCUGAGCCUGGCUGCUGAGGACGACCUGUGUGAGAUCUGUGCCAAUGCUGCCUGUGCCGGCUGCUUCUGA